Messenger RNA from Camarhynchus parvulus, 526 nucleotides. RefSeq names its product feather beta keratin-like. Lineage: Eukaryota; Metazoa; Chordata; Aves; Passeriformes; Thraupidae. The transcript is spliced from 3 exons. Bases 221 to 526 code for a protein of 101 amino acids. Gene Ontology annotation, cellular component: intermediate filament. Gene Ontology annotation, molecular function: structural constituent of cytoskeleton. The record is from RefSeq and is a predicted model, not a curated record.
CAAAGAGAAGAUUUGGGGUGGGAGCGGCGCUGCCGGAGCUUCGCAGCCCUCGCUGCCCCCGCUUCAAAGCGUCUCUGCCCGCUGACAUCAGCGGCACCAAGCUCGCAUCAGCAACAAUUCCUCCCAUCGGGAUUGGGAAAAUAUUUGGGGUGAGUUCUCCAACUUAAAAGACACUGCAGCCUCCUGGAAGACAGCUGAGGGUUCUCCUCCAGCCCCAGCCAUGUCCUGCUACGACCUGUGCCGGCCCUGCGGCCCCACCCCGCUGGCCAACAGCUGCAACGAGCCCUGCGUGCGGCAGUGCCAGGACUCGCGGGUCAUCAUUGAGCCGUCCCCCGUGGUGGUCACCCUGCCCGGGCCCAUCCUCAGCUCCUUCCCCCAGAACACCGCCGUGGGAUCCUCCACCUCCGCCGCCGUGGGCAGCAUCCUCAGCGAGUCUGGGGUCCCCAUCAACUCCGGGGGCUUUGGGCUCUCGGGGCUCUCCGGCCUCGGUGGCCGCUACUGCGGCCGCAGGUGCCUGCCCUGCUAG